UCCCAAACAUGGCCGGCGUCUGAUUUUAGUAUUGUCCCUUCUGUAUUUUCCUCUCUUAUAUAUAAUCAACCUGUUGGGAUAACGUCAAUAGUAUGUAUAUAUGUAAAGUUAUCUGCAGGAAAAUAGCAAGUGAGGAUACAAAGUUUUUGAUGGAAGAUCCGAGAAAGUUGGAAGAGGGGUUUGGAAAUGGUGCACAGCCUGCAAGCAAAGACAAAGAUUGUCAGGGAAAGAAAGCAACUGAGAAUAUUGUUCACAACGCCAUUAGCAAUGAGACUGAACAAAAGAGCAUCACAACCUCGGACCUGCCUGAGGAACGGAGGGAGGAGGAGCCACUAAUAAAGCAAAAAACAAAGAGAGUUGCAACCUUAGAUGCCUUUAGAGGCCUCACAAUAGUGCUGAUGGUACUUGUAGAUGAUGCUGGAGGGGCAUAUCCGCGUAUUGAUCACUCGCCAUGGAAUGGCUGCACGUUGGCUGAUUUUGUGAUGCCAUUUUUCCUCUUCAUUGUGGGAGUGGCUAUUGCUCUUGCCCUCAAGAAAAUUCCAAAGGUCGAGAAUGCAAUUAGAAAGAUAACUUUGAGGACACUGAAGCUCCUUUUUUGGGGAAUUCUGCUGCAAGGAGGAUAUUCUCAUGCUCCCGAUGAUUUAUCUUAUGGAGUCGACAUGAAGAAAAUCCGGUGGUGUGGCAUUCUCCAGAGAAUAGCUUUGGUAUACUUUGUUGUGGCUUUGAUAGAAACUCUGACAACCAAGCUCAGACCAAGCAGUCUAAGUCCUGGCCAUUUCUCAAUUUUCACUGCCUAUAAAUGGCAAUGGAUUGGGGGGAUCGCUGCAUUUGUAAUCUACAUGGUUACAACAUUCUCUCUGUACGUUCCUGACUGGAGUUUCAUGGUGUACGGCCAUCAUAAACAUGACAGAUAUACUGUAAAAUGUGGGAUGCAAGGACAUCUAGGACCUGCAUGCAAUGCAGUUGGUUAUGUUGAUCGACAAGUCUGGGGUAUCAAUCAUCUCUACAACCAACCAGUUUGGGCACGGUUAAAGGCUUGCACUCUUAGUUCUCCAGCUUCUGGUCCACUCCGUGAGGAUGCACCUAUUUGGUGUCAGGCUCCAUUUGAGCCCGAAGGCCUGCUGAGCUCAAUUUCAGCCAUCAUUUCUGGAACCAUUGGAAUUCACUAUGGCCAUGUAUUGAUUCAUUUCAAGGGUCAUGCUGAAAGGUUGAAGCAGUGGGUGUCUAUGGCACUCAUUUUACUAAUAGUAGCGGUAAUUCUUCAUUUCACAGAUGCUAUUCCCAUCAACAAGCAGCUUUACAGUUUCAGCUACGUUUGCUUCACUGCCGGUGCAGCUGGCAUUGUAUUCUCCGGUUUCUACAUACUGAUUGAUGUCUGGGGAAUGCGCACACCAUUCUUGUUCCUGGAAUGGAUAGGGAUGAAUGCAAUGCUCGUUUUCGUUAUGGCGGCUCAGGGAAUAUUCGCAGCAUUUAUAAAUGGAUGGUAUUUCAAGAAUCCAGACAACAAUCUGGUGAACUGGAUUCAGAAGCAUGUUUUCAUUGAUGUAUGGAAAUCAGAGAGAGUGGGGACUCUCUUGUAUGUGCUAUUUGCUGAAAUCACAUUCUGGGCAGUGGUUUCUGGCAUAUUGCACAAACUUGGCAUCUACUGGAAAUUGUAAUAGGCAAAACUGCAGGA
Molecule: messenger RNA, 1675 nt
Organism: Sesamum indicum (sesame)
Lineage: Eukaryota; Viridiplantae; Streptophyta; Magnoliopsida; Lamiales; Pedaliaceae
Source: RefSeq, a predicted model, not a curated record